CAUGAUGACAAGCUCCUGUGAUGCUCUGCUGUGGUAGAACUAGAACUACAGAAGCUACAGAACUGCAUCUCUCCACUUGAGAAAAUUCAGAUUAAUCAGAAAGCUACAGAUCCAAGCAUUGUAAAACCUUCGAUUAUGCCUCUGCUUUUUUUUCCUCACUAACUUCAGAUCUUGUGACUGCUGGUGAUGUAGAAGAUAAUGAAUAAUAAUGGACAACAGUGAGAGAGAGGAGCAGGAAUUGAUUUCAGAAUGGCCAAUUACUACACAGGAAGUUCUUGGAAAGAAGUCAACAAAUACUACAAAAGUUAAAAAGAGGAAAUAUGAAGAAACUGCUCCAUUUCCUAAAUUAAUGAAAGCACACAAGUCAGAGGAACCUUUGGUAAAAAUUGCGGUGGCUAAAUGGUGGCGGAAACUGUCACAGGAAACCAAGAAUACCUACACUGAUGUUUUACCCAAGAGCAAUAAUUCUGAUACUCUGUUAGCAGCAAUAAUGAGACUGGAUGUAGCCCAAGACUUCAUGAAGACUGAAGUUAAGAGAAUGACAGACUGCCUGGAACACACUGGCCCUUGUUCUAACCUCCAUGCAGCUCUUGGUUCUUUUUAUGAAAAACUUCAAAAUUUUAGUGCUGCUGAAGAACACCUUGAGAAAGCUGUUUCUUUUGAUAAUGCAGCUGCAGAGUACAAAUGGCUUCUUGGGAAGAUUAAAAAGCAGGUCAGAGUUCAACAGGAGCAAAGGUCAGCCUUGAUGAGGCUUCCAUCCCUGUUAUCUGACUUGACAAUUCCAGUUUGUCUGAAAGUUGACAAAGUUUCAGCUUUAGACUUAACAGCAGAGAGAUUUUAUGGAGAUUACUCAUCAAAACACAGACCUGUCAUAAUCACAGAUAUCAAUGUUACUGACACUCCCUGGACUCUACAGUUCAUCAAAAGAUUUGCUGGGGACAUUGCUGUUACUUUGAAACAUUCAGUUAAGAAUUCUUGUGAGUGGGCCAGUCUUGAGAACAAAGAGAAGACAACUGUGUCAGACUAUAUAGACAGGAUAGAGAGUCCACCAGAGGGCGGGCCGUGUGAGGGGUACCUGUUUGACUGGAGUCUGCCCAUCCAUUGUCCAAGUCUUGUAGAGAAACUGAAGAUUCCUAGGUAUUUUGCUGGUGACUUUUUACAGAGGACCUCUGAGGGGAGUCUGUACAGGGACAGCUGGCCCAGUCUCUUUGUGGCCCCCGCAGGACUCUGUAGUGAGCUCCAUGUCGAUGCCUUCGGAUCUAACUUCUGGAUGGCAGUGUUCCAAGGAUCCAAGAGAUGGGUAUUUUACCCCCAGUCUGAUCUGGCCCUCCUUUACCCUCAGUACCCCAACGGUAUGGACCCUGUAUUUGAGGCAGACGUUACAAAUCCUGAUCUGAAAAAGCAGCCAUUGUUAAGUCUGACACAUCCCUCAGAAUGUGUCCUGUCUGCAGGAGAAGUUCUUUUUGUACCGGCAAGAUGUCCUCAUCGCGUGGAAAAUCUGACAUCAAGUGUCGCUAUUUCUGCCAACUUUGUGGAUGUGUCCAAUUGGAAAGCUGUCUUGGAGGAACUGGAAUUAAAUGCCAUCAUUGACCCCAGGUCUGGGGAUCUACUAGAACAGCUCAAGUCUGGUGCUUUUGAUAAAACAAUGAAAUUUUAUAACAAAGAAGUGCCAUGGUCAGAAUUUAAAAAACAGCAGAUUUCCAGUUAGGAGUAGGGCAUUGAUAUGAUUGUGUUUUAUGUUAAUAAGAGACAUAACAUUUGCUGGUUAAGAUAUUGCUCAUAUUAAAUGAUCAUACAAUAUUC
Messenger RNA from Saccostrea cuccullata (small rock oyster), 1803 nucleotides. Its product is annotated as bifunctional arginine demethylase and lysyl-hydroxylase JMJD6-like. The record is from RefSeq and is a predicted model, not a curated record. The transcript has 10 exons. Bases 209 to 1708 code for a protein of 499 amino acids. Gene Ontology annotation, cellular component: cytoplasm; nucleus. Gene Ontology annotation, molecular function: 2-oxoglutarate-dependent dioxygenase activity; sequence-specific DNA binding; protein binding. Gene Ontology annotation, biological process: protein hydroxylation; positive regulation of translational termination. NCBI's taxonomy places the organism in Eukaryota, Metazoa, Mollusca, Bivalvia, Ostreida, Ostreidae.